Molecule: messenger RNA, 3938 nt
Organism: Callorhinchus milii (elephant shark)
Lineage: Eukaryota; Metazoa; Chordata; Chondrichthyes; Chimaeriformes; Callorhinchidae
Exons: 4
Coding region: 62-3391 (1109 amino acids)
Molecular function (GO): protein binding
Source: RefSeq, a predicted model, not a curated record
AAGGGAACUUACAAGGGAUAACUUCUCAUCUGUUAGUAGUGACGGUCGGCCAGUGUGGACAAUGGCGAAUGUGAACACAGAGCUGGCGUGUUUAGGCCGUCCAUUCCAGUUGGGGAUGUUGUAUGACUGUCGCUCAGACUCUCUGAUCCCAGCUGUCACACUGUGGGACUUGGAAACAUUGAAAAACCACCUGGAUGUGCGACCUCAACCGAAUACUGAGUUUAAUAUCAUUGCCUCAGAUGGCAUUGAGGACAAAGCUAAGGCCCUGAAUGUGACAGCGACAUUGAAGGGGAGCUUUCUGGGUGGAUUGGUCAAGGUGGAAGGUUCUGCAAAGUUCUUGAAUGACAGAAAGAAAUCUGAGCAUCAGGCCCGAGUGACCCUCCAGUAUUCCACCACAACAAAAUUUGAGCAAUUGACAAUGACCCACUUGGGGCGCCAGAAUGUGUCUUACCCCUACGUGUUUGAUCAGGGCACAGCAACGCACGUGGUCACAGCAGUGCUGUACGGCGCUCAGGCAUUUUUUGUAUUUGAUCGAGAAGUCUCUUCCUCAGAAAAUCUACAAGAUAUUCAGGGUUCAAUGAAAGUGUCUAUUAACAUCAUACCGAAGGUUGCAAUCGAGGGUGAAGGUUCAUUUAAAAUGAAGGAGGAAGAGAAAGAAAACACACAGAAGUUCAGCUGCACCUUCUAUGGCGAUUUUGCACUUCCAAACAAUCCCACUACAUUCGAAGAUGCUAUGAGUGUUUACUCAACUCUGCCACAGCUGUUGGGAGAGGAUAGAAAGCAAGCGGUGCCUGUCAAAGUCUGGCUCUAUCCACUCAAUCAACUUGACUCAAAAGCAGCUCAGCUUGUAAGGGACAUCAGUAUAAAUCUGGUCAACCGGGCCCAGGCUGUGCUGGAACAAGUCAAUGAGGUGGCGACAAAAUGCUGUGAUAUGAUGAAAGACCAAGUCAGUGAUCAAUGUCCAGUGAUAAAAGAAAAGAUCCAGAGGUUCAGAGCAAUGUGUGUGGAGUACAAACAGGAUUUCCAGAAGGCCUUGGCCAGAGUGUUGCCAUCUAUUCGGGGAGGUGGGGAGGAGGAAGGGAAACUGGUGGAUAUUCUGAAGAACAUGGAACAAUCCCCAUUCAGAAGCCAAUCACUCACACAAUGGCUGGACAACAAGAACAGGGAAAUGUCUGUGGUCAGAAGUUACCUCAGCCAAAUGAAUGCCAUAAAAAUGGUAAAAUCACGCAGUGAACUGGAUAUGGAGAUACUGGACAUGAACACAGAAUAUGUGAUCUGCUUCAUGUUCACAUCGCUGCACCAGGAAGAUUUGUAUUUGUUAGAAAUGGCCAAGCAUCUUCGAUGUGAAACGACUGAGAAAACCCAGCUUCCAACAUCAGAUCAGAAGCAAUGGGUCCACUCAGUGACCGUAUCCCGUGAGAUGAGAAAGCGAGCACGAUUAUUCCUGAGAUUUCACAAAGCCAACAAAGCGGACAAAAAUACAAAAUUCAUUGUUGCUUCUGAGCCGGACGAGGAGCAUGUGGGAGCUUCCAUUUACCUGUAUGAAGGAGGAGAUUUGGUGAACCGCUGCUUCAAGCCUCCAGCUCCCUCUGUUUGUGGAAAGACCCAUGACAGUGUGAAGCUACGGCUACAGGCACUGGAAACUGGCAGUUGCGAGUCCAUCCAGUUCCGGGUAGAAUAUCGCAGCUCCCAGGGGGAAGAAUGGACAACUUCAAACACAGAAGUGGAAUCAGACUUCUGCACCAUAACUGGUUUAUCUCCAUACCAGGAGUAUGAUUUCCAAUACAGAGCAGCGUGCAGUCCACCUAGUGAUACUGUGAGUGUGACUACACUGCCCACAAGUGCCCCAGAGAAGGUUUCAAUGUGCCAGGUAGAGGGCUUUGAUGUGGCAGUCUCCUGGGACAGGCCUGCCCAGAUUGGACAUGGCGUCACUAUAGAUCACUACAAGUUAGAGUAUAGAGAAACCAUCAGCGGCAUCUCCAGUCCUGGGACUAACACAUGGGAAAAGAUCAGGACAAAAGACAAUGAAGUUCUUUACACAUUGAAGGGGCUGAAACCAAGUACAACCUACACACUGAGGGUGUCUGCUGUGUGUGGACAGGUGGAGAGUGCACACAGUCACCUCGCCUCAAUAACAAUAGACAAAGAACCAAAGUCACGGGCCCGAAGGCCUCUCACAGGAAGCACAUUAAUAACCAGAAGCUAUGCUGCUUACAAGCUCCCAUUACAUACACAGAGACUCGGCAAGAAUGGAGAGUUUACAAAAUACAGCUUUGGAAGCCAUUCACCCACACAGAGUGAGAAGACCAUCUUGCUUCUCGGAGAAAGUGAAUUUGGAAAAAGCAGUCUCAUCAAUGACAUGGUGAACUAUAUCCUUGGUGUGGAGCACGAGGACUUGUUUCGUUACAAACUGACCGAGGAAGAAACAAACCGCUCCCAGGCUGAAACAUCUUCCAUCAUCGUCCAUGAAUUCAACCACCAAGAGGGGUUCAGGGUUCCUUUCUCUCUGACUAUUGUCGACAUCCCCAGAUUUGCAGACGCAUCACAAAAUAAACACAUCCCUGAAUAUAUCAGAUGUUACAAACUCUAUCAUCAGAUCAAAGAUCUUUUUUCUUCUCAAGAAGUUGUGAAACAAAUUGAUGCCUUGUGCUUUGUUGUCCAAGCCUAUUUAGUGCAAUUAACUUCUGAUCAGGAAUGCCAAUUUAGUUCAUUUCUUUCUAUGUUUACGGAGGAUGUGACUGAGAACAUCCGUGUGCUGGUCACCUUCGCAGACAGACAGGUUCCUCCUGUUCUCGAGGCCAUCACCCAAUCUGACAUACCAUGUCCCAAAGAUGACAAGAUGCCUCUUCACUUCAGAUUCAAACCCUCAGCUGUGUUCACCCACACCGCAGCCUCUGGAGAGCCCACCGAUUGUAGUGACAGUGAUUUGGAGGAUGAUAACUUUCACAGUAUGAAACAACUCUUUGCAGCUCUGAGGAAGAUGGAAACAAAAACUGUGAAGAAGGUUCUUCAGAAAGCUCCAGCCUCUCUGACUCUGGAUCCUAACACAGCCCAUCCCCGGCUCAUCCUGUCUGAGGACCGGACCCGAGUGAGACUCGGUGACAGAGAACAGCUGCUUCCUGACACACAUCCGCGUGUUAAAUACUUGGUUCAUCAUCGUCGGUUGCUCAGUGACUGGCCCCGUGUCCUGGGGUCUGAGGGGUUCACAUCAGGGAGACAUUACUGGGAGGUGGAGGUGGGGAACAGCACAUACUGGACAGUGGGGGUGGCCCGAGAGUCUGUGCCCAGGAAGAGUAUUUCACACAUGGACCUGAGGCUGGAGUCUGGGCUGUGGGGCUGUACAAUGGGGAAUAUAAAGCUCUAUCCUCACCUCAUACCCCCCUCCCCCUGAGGGUGAGCCCCCGGGUGCUGGGCGUGUACCUGGACUAUGCGGGAGGACAGGUGUCGCUGUACGACGCUGAACACAUGUCUCAUCUCUUCACUUUCACCCACAAGUUCACUGGGAAACUCUUCCCGUACUUCAGCACUGACUUUGACACCGACCUGACACUAACCCCCCGACACUGACCGCGGGGCCUAUCAGAGCGCGACGGGUCACAUUGACAUCUCGGCGGACCAAUGGGACGAUCCAAUUGAGGGGGCGGGUGUUCAGAAAGGACCAAUGGGGAGCGAGUGGGCGCUGACAGAGUGACGGUUGGAGGAGGAGGAGAAGCGCGGACAUGGCGGCGGCGGCGGCGGCAGUGGGGGGUUGAGCAGUCGGGGAGGGAGCGGCCCCGAGAGGCGGGACAACUCGGCGCUGAUGGCGGAUCGGGUCAGUGAGACGGAGUGUGAGAGCGUGUGGGUGUGUGAGCGCGUGUGGGUCUCAGUCUCUCUCUCUCUCUCGGUCUCUCACACACAUUCCGAGUGAUCAGAUAAUUAAUAAAACUCGUGAAAGUCAA